AUGCUUUCAACAGAAACACUUGAGGUUGUAAGACACCAAACUAGCAUCUGGGCAGUAACGACUCGGAUUGCAGUCGUUGACGCGGUUGUCUCAGCACCUGUCGCUCUUCCAUCAUCUACAGAAUACUGUAGUAUCAUUCAUCGCCAAGAUACUAAUUUUUGCCCCGGUGAUUACGUCGGGUUCAUGAUAUGCCUUGUCGGUUUUUUCAUUGGACUAAUCAUAAAUAUUUUCGCUUGCUGUGAAGCGUCGCAGAACGAUGUCAAGGAUUUGAUCGGUUGGUUGAAGUAUCGCCCAAAAGAGGAGUGGGAAGAUAUUAUAGAUUCGCGAGCCGAGGCUUCGGGUAACUGGACAGAAUGUUUACCCUACCAGGUGCAUCGUUUGAAGAAAAAGAAGAGAUCAUUGCUUUCCAUCUUUCGGGGAGCUUCAAAUGCAAUCAAACAGGACAAUGAUGUUAAAGAUUACAUACGAGGCGUGAGGGAAAUUUCGGGGUAUCAUUAG
Molecule: messenger RNA, 498 nt
Organism: Botrytis sinoallii
Lineage: Eukaryota; Fungi; Ascomycota; Leotiomycetes; Helotiales; Sclerotiniaceae
Exons: 2
Coding region: 1-498 (165 amino acids)
Source: RefSeq, a predicted model, not a curated record